Molecule: messenger RNA, 3746 nt
Organism: Sinocyclocheilus anshuiensis
Lineage: Eukaryota; Metazoa; Chordata; Actinopteri; Cypriniformes; Cyprinidae
Gene: gss
Product: glutathione synthetase
Exons: 13
Coding region: 294-1721 (475 amino acids)
Biological process (GO): glutathione biosynthetic process
Cellular component (GO): cytosol
Molecular function (GO): glutathione synthase activity; glutathione binding; ATP binding
Source: RefSeq, a predicted model, not a curated record
GAAGACUGCAGCAAAACACGAGCAAACGGGAAAUCAGAAUCUGUCAGGAUCCUCGUGGACAGAGGCGUCAUCAGCGUUCUGUUCGCUGAUUGGUUGUCAGUGUAUGAGCCGUUGAUACGAGCAGCAGCACACUUCAGUUAUCAGCAGCACGCCUAGAACUGCUUCAGUCUGAUCUCACCUGAGCAGAUGAACCGAGCUCUUGAAUAUCACAGACUCACGGUGAACAACGAGGACCUUAGGUGCCACACGAGUGAGCAAACAGUGUGUUUCCUUCUCAUUGUAGAUUUUCUGCCAUGCCUGUCAAACGGGAGGACGUCCUGAAGGAUGAAAAUCUGAUCAAAAAUAUAGAGGAGGUAGCAAAAGACACAGCACUUUUACAUGGGGUGUUGAUGAGGACCAAAGAAACGCCAAACUCUCCUGAAGUGGCGAGUUAUGCACCGUUCACGUUGUUUCCCACACCGGUGCCCACAGUACUCUUUCAUCAGGCUUUGGCAGUACAGACACAUUUUAACCGGCUGGUGGACCGGGUCAGCCAGAAUCCUGGCUUCCUAGAGGAAACUCUGGCCAGCACCAUCAAAGUUGACAAUUUUACAGCAAGACUUUUCAACAUAUACAAACAAGUUCAGCAUGAACAUCAUCCCCAGUCAAUAGUGCUGGGCUUGAAUCGCUCAGACUACAUGUUGGACCACAGUCCAGACGGUGGAACGUCUUUGAAGCAGAUUGAAAUCAACACUAUUGCUGCAAGUUUUGGUGGUCUUGCUUCACGGACACCGGAUGUCCAUCGGCACAUUCUGAAGGUCGCAAACCUGCCAGAGGAGUGUAAUAAUGUGCUCGACAACAACCCAGCAGCAGGUCUGGCUAGAGGUUUGGCCAAAGCCUGGGAGCUCUAUGGAUCUGAGAGGGCAGUGGUUAUGUUUCUGGUCGAGGACGUUCAGAGGAAUAUUUAUGACCAUCGAUAUGUUGAGAAUGAGCUGUGGAAAAGAAAUAUUCCUGUAAUAAGAAGACAGUUUGAAGAUGUUUGCAGAACUGGAUCCCUGGAUGAGAGCAAGAGGCUCUUUGUAGAUGGUCGUGAGGUCGCCAUUGUCUACUUCCGUAACGGAUACAUGCCCCAAAACUACACCUCAGAGAAGAGCUGGGAGGCCCGUCUGAUGAUGGAGCGCUCUCUGGCUGUGAAGUGUCCAGACAUCAGCACCCAUCUCGCCGGUACUAAGAAGGUGCAGCAGGAAUUGGCCCGGCGGGGGGUUCUGGAGCGCUUCUUCCCUGACGAACCUAAAACAGUUGCUCAGAUUCGGGCCACUUUCGCUGGGCUGUACACCCUGGACAUGGGAGAAGAAGGUGAUAAAACAGUAGCAAUGGCUUUGGCCAGUCCAGACCGGUAUGUGCUGAAGCCUCAGAGGGAGGGAGGUGGUAACAACAUUUACGGCAGUGAGAUCUGUGAAGUGCUGGAGAACCUGAAGAACUCCACUGAGAGGACGGCUUACAUCCUGAUGGACAAGAUCCAGCCCGUCCCGGUCCAGAACUACCUGCUCAGGCCCGGAGCUCCUCUGAGACUGAACUCUUGUCUGAGUGAACUGGGCGUGUUUGGAGCGUAUGUCAGGAAAGGCAAAGACAUGGUGUUUAAUGAGUGCCUGGGCCAUCUGCUGAGGACCAAGAGCUCAGAGCAUGCUGAUGGGGGUGUGGCUGCAGGAGUAGCAGUACUGGACAACCCACUGCUGGUGUGAACUACAGCACCACCUACUGGACCAUACGGCUGACGUCAGGGGAAUUCAUCAUCCCUGUGAUUGAUUUUCUACCUGGCAUCUGUUUUAUCAAAGGUUUAGUGUGUUAAAUAUCUCCUACAGAUGCAGUAAUCAGUGGGGAGCACUUAUGACUGAACUGCUCAUUUCAUGCACAUUGCAUACCUCAUUCAAGGGUUAAUCUGUUGAAGUGUGUGAGAAGUAAUCAUUGAUGUUUUAUAAAAUAGAUUUUUUUUUUUUUUUGGUUACUUUAACUGGUAAUGGUUUUAUUAAACUACACUGGUAGCCAACUUCCAUGACCAGACACAAUCAGAAAGUAGUUGUUAUUUUUAAUUAAAUAAAUGCAGCCCAAACCCCAAACUUUUGAGUGGUAGUGUAUAUUUACUGUGGAAACAUUAUGUAAUUUCAAUGAAAUGUAAAAAGAUGUUCAAGGACCAUCUACUGGAGAUUAUUUUCUAGACAUGCACUAAGACACAUAAAAACAUAAACCUGCGCAAAUAAAGUAAAAAUCGAAUUCCAAUCAAACAUCUUUCUGAAAUCCACAUUUAUUUCAAUCUCCACAUUACAGCCACAGAAAUCGCACUCUCAUCACCAACCAACCAAAAGUCAACACCAGAAACACCUCCAUCCUCUCGUUCAUUCACUCAACUCUGGACACGUCACUGUCAACUUCUGAAAAACUAUAAUGGUUCCAAUAAAGCAAGAAAGUACAAAGAUGAUACAAGACAUGCAUCAAAUUUCAACCAAUGAAAAAAGAAGAAAUGGCUUGACACAAUGACAAGACCUCAACAGUUUAAACAAGGCCAAAAGAGUUGUUCUGAAAAGAGAAAUCGUAUGAGCUGUAUUGAAUAGUAGGAUUAUUAUGAUGAUGCUGAAACAUUCUGAAAAUGUUACAAAGAAAGAAAGUGGAGUCUCUACACAUUUUCUUGGGUGUUUAGCUUAAUAUCCUGGCUGAAAAGCAACAGGCAGUCAGUGAAGUUAGAUUAACGGGGAACAGAUAGACAAAGGCUCAGACGAACUAACGUCAAAUCAUCUAUCGGAAUGUGCAGGGCAGAAUGACGCAAUGAUCCACAUAGUAACGUCCCUCCUGCCUCACAAUAGUACAUACUUCAUGAUGUACACACUUGCUUUUCCACAAAACAAUGAAAACGCAUCAAUGCAAGCGCCAACUGAACAUGAAAACUAAAGAAAAAACACUGAGUGGUUCUAACUACUUGAUAUGAAAGAAAGUAAAAGAAACUUGUGUGAGACAACCGAUAAAACAAACUCUGAUUACAGCCGUUUCAUUUAGUAGAUUUUACAUGCGUUGAUGCUUCUUUUCCCCCGUUUCCCCAAAAAAGCCCAAAAUAUACAAUGAAUAUAUACACGUUAUAUUCACUACAGUGACACUUAACAACAAAAAGGCAUUCUCGUAUGGAUUUUAUAUCAUAGCAAAGCCAUGAAAAUUGAUGAACGUAUUUAAAGCAUCACUGCCUGAUUUUUGACGCCUAAAAUCCCAAUCUUCCCAUGACUCUUUUCCUAUGAAGAAAAAGCAAUGUUGAACAUAGGAAACGAUCUUUAUUUUAAAUCAAGCCUGAAUGAUAGUCACAUGACAGACGUCACAUGCUGCGAGCCCCUAACCAACACGCCGCCGCAAAGUACCGCCACGUAAGCGUAUAGUAGCAGGGUCAGUAAAAAAUUAAAAAGACCCCAUCCCUGACCCGAUGAGAGAACCACGGCGGUCGGUCGCCAGACAACCAUUAAGCACUUACUUUUUAAAAACUUCAAUUUCUGCGUAAAAAAAACGGUAUAUAAAAAUAUACGUUUUGUGCAGUACAAGUUAGUGCAAUUAUAUUUUUUCCCUCUUGUUCUUCUCAUUGGCACUUAGUGAAAGUUAUGAUCAUGAGAGGGACGCUCUUUCCUUUCUGACCACUGGGAAAGAGAAGACAAAGCUGCACUGAGCUGUGACUGGACAAUAUAUUUUGAUGAAUUCGAUCAUUUGGCAAUUACACACCUGCCCAAUUGUUUCUU